Messenger RNA from Ornithodoros turicata, 1575 nucleotides. RefSeq lists its product as uncharacterized. Lineage: Eukaryota; Metazoa; Arthropoda; Arachnida; Ixodida; Argasidae. Gene Ontology annotation, molecular function: nucleic acid binding. The record is from RefSeq and is a predicted model, not a curated record. Gene Ontology annotation, biological process: DNA integration. The transcript has a single exon. Bases 1 to 1575 code for a protein of 524 amino acids.
AUGGAGAAACUGCUACACAGCAAGAUAUGGUUUAGAGGCCCUGCAUGGUUGUCGGAGUCGGCGGAGUUAUGGCCCAGCGGCACGCACGAACCACAGGUGAACGAAGAGACUGUAGAAGCAGAACGGGUAAAGAUACAAGUGCUCUUCGUGGACACACACACUACUACUUCCAGCCUACUGUGGCUAGAGAACUACAGUAGUUGGUAUUUCGUGUUGAGGCUCACAGCAUGGAUUCGCCGCUUUGCAGACCGUUGCAGGCGAAAGAAGAGGCGGCAAGGGCCCCUAACUGCUAGUGAGGUGCAUGAGGCGGAGGUCCAUUGGGUUAAAGAGGCACAAAGGUCCGAGUACUACAAGGAGCUGCAGGAGCUCGCAGGUGGGGGCAUGGUGAGCCAGAAGUCUCCGAUCGCCCUCUUGCAGCCAGUUCUGGACCAGGAUGAUAUUUUAAGGAUCUCGGGACGGUUCCAGCACUCGACAUUGCCAACGGACGUAAGACAUCCGGUGCUCCUGCCGCACGGACACAGAGUCACCGAACUGAUCGUUGAGGCGGCUCAUCGACGGCUUCUCCACGGGGGUGUGCAAGACACCAUAACCGAAGUGCGAGAGCGAUAUUGGGUACAGCGAUGCCGGCAACUAGUCAAAAAAGUUCUCUUUCGAUGCAACGCAUGCAAACGACACCGGGUAAAGCCAGCGUCGGCACCUGUUGCACCACUGCCCAGCGAGCGGGUGACUGAGAACCGGCCAUUCCAAGUGGUUGGGAUAGAUUUCGCGGGACCGUUGAUCAUCACACCAGCAGGUGGAGGCAACAAGAAGUCUUACAUAGCGCUAUUUACAUGCGCAGUCACCCGUGCGGUGCACUUGGAACUAGCAUCGGAUAUGACGACUCAAAGUUUUCUCCUGGCGUUCAAACGUUUCACUUCCCGGCGAGGGCUUCCAUCGGUUAUCUACAGCGACAACGCCGCAACCUUCAAGAAGGCCGAGAAGCAAGUGUGGAAAGCACUGAAAGACCCAGCCUUCCAGGACCACCUCACCACCGUAGGAAUUAAUUGGAAAUAUAUCGUCGAACGCGCGCCCUGGUGGGGCGGUUUCUGGGAGCGACUGGUGAGAAGUGUCAAGACUACGCUAAGAAGGACGCUCAGGAGGAACUGCUUCAGCUUCGAGGAGCUCACCACUGUUUUACAUGGCGUAGAGGCAGUCAUCAACUCUCGCCCUCUGACGGCUGUGAACGAUACACCAGAAGACAGAGAGCCACUGACACCGGCCCACUUCCUGGUAGGGAAGCGGGUGACUUCUUUGCCACCUUUCGACAUCAACCUUCAGGGGCCGACCACAGACACGCGGGCGUACUGGAAGCUUCAGCAACAACUACUAGAUUGUUUUUGGAAACGUUGGAGAACUGAAUAUCUUCUGCAGCUGCGGUCCGCCCAUAGUGUCAAAUCCACCGGUGGAACGACACCGCUUCGCGUCGGGGACCUGGUCAUAGUGCACAAUGAAAAGCUGCCCCGGCACAUGUGGAGACAGGACUGGUUGUGGAGCUGUUUCCCGGAAGAGAUCGUAACGUCCGUGCGUGCGCUGUAA